UUCCGCAACGUUUUUAAAAAAUCACUCUACCUAACCGUUAGUUUGAACAAUCUCAUUCAUUUUGGCGCCAUGAAAUGAAUCACCCCCUCUUAAACCUUCUUAACAAAUGUCGAUCCCUCAAACAUUUGAAAUCUGUCCAUGCUCAUCUCGUGAUCUCAGGUUCCAUCACCUUCUCAGACCUCACUUUGAACAAGCUUCUACGUCUCUACUCGCGCUUCGGUGACACCUCUUAUGCUCGCAAACUAUUCGAUGAAAUCCCUGAACCAAAUGCAUUUUUGUGGACAUCAUUGAUUCAUGGGUUCACGGAAAAUCACCAGUAUGAAAAUGCAUUCUCUCUCUUUAUCAAAAUGCACAGAGACAUUGCGCCUUUGAAUUUCACUAUUGCAUCAGUGCUCAAGGUUUUGGCUAGGCUGGGGAGAGUCAAAGAUGGAGAGGUAAUACAUGGGAUUGUAUUAAAAUGUGGGUUUGGGUUUGAUUUGGUAGUGCAAAAUGCAAUAAUUGAUUUCUUUAUGAAGUGUGGCAAAGUGGGUUUUGCAAGACGGAUUUUUGAUGAGAUGGGGGUAAGAGAUAUUGUUUCUUGGAACUCAGUGGUCUUGGGGUAUGGAAAUAAUGGAAGAGUUGAUAUUGCACGGGAGCUUUUUGAUAGGAUGGAAGUGAGGAAUGUGAUCUCGUGGACUAGUAUGAUCCAGGGAUACGUUAAGGCUGGGAAUAUGGUGGAGGCGAGGGUUCUGUUUGAGAUAAUGCCUGCAAAAGACUUGGCAUCAUGGAAAGUGAUGAUUUCUGGUUAUAUGAAUGCAGGAAAUACUGAUGUUGCUCGGCAUCUUUUUGAAGCGAUGUCAAUUCAUGAUGUUGGGACUUGGAAUUUGAUGAUUUCAGGAUUUUGUAAAGCAGGGGAUUUAGAAGCUGCAAAAGAUUUCUUUGACAGGAUGCAGGAAAAAAAUGCUGCAUCUUGGGUCAUGAUGAUCGAUGGCUACGUUAAAGGUGGUGAUUUUGACAGUGCUAGGUGUUUAUUUGAUCAGAUGCCUGACAAGAACUUGGUUGCUUGGUCUACCAUGAUUGGGGGUUAUGCCAGAAAUGGGCAGCCUCGCAGUGCUCUGGAGUUGUACAAAUCCUUCAAGGAACAAGGCAUUAAGCCAGAUGAAACUUUUAUAUUGGGAAUUAUCUCAGCUUGUUCACAGUUAGGAAUUCUAGGUACUGCUGAAUCAAUUAUCCAUGACUUUGUAGGACCUUCAUUUUUCUCUAAUCUGCAAGUACUCACCAGUUUGAUAGACAUGUAUGCAAAAUGUGGAAGCAUUGAGAGGGCCACGAAAGUGUUUGAAAUGGUUGUAAAAAAAGAUUUGCUUUGUUACAGCACAAUGAUUAACGCCUUUGCAAAUCACGGACUGAGUGAAGCUGCAAUUUCUUUGUUUGCUGAGAUGGAAACGGCAAAUAUAAAACCUGAUGGAGUUACUUUUCUUGGGGUUCUAACUGCUUGUAACCAUAGGGGCCUUGUUGAUGAGGGCAGGAGGUUUUUCAAACAAAUGACAGAUGAUUAUGGAAUUAAACCCACAGAAAAGCACUAUGCUUGUGUUGUUGACAUUCUUAGUCGUGCUGGAUGUCUUGAAGACGCAUAUAACCUCAUAAGCAGCAGGUCAGUUAAACCUAGUGCAACUGUAUGGGGAGCUCUGCUUGCAGCUUGUAGAGUCCAUCACAAUGUUCAAUUGGCUGAAGUUGCAGCAGCUGAACUGUUCAAGAUUGAGCCAGAUAAUUCUGGAAAUUAUGUUCUUUUAUGUAAUAUUUAUGCUGAUGCUGGGCUAUGGGAUGAUGUUGCCAAAGUGAGGGCAAAAAUUAGGGAGAAUCGAGUUAGAAAAAAUAGAGGUUCUAGCUGGAUUGAGUUGGGAUCUGUUGUCCAUGAGUUUGUGAUGGGAGAUAGUUCCCAUUUUGAUUCAGAAAGCAUUUUCUUCAUCUUGGACUUGCUUAAGAAAGAUAUGAAGCUUUUCGGAUAUGUCAUUGACUUGAAGGAAUUAUUGCCUCUCUACACUGCGUCCUAAUAACCGCUACUACAGCAGUUUGGAAAAUAAUCAAUCAGAACGAAAUGUGAUAGAGAGAAAAACUCAAUUUGUUCUACCAAUUGAGAUUCAAAUGGGGGUGAAUCUUGGUGCAGAUAUAAGUUUCCUUCAUUUUGACAUCAGGGUUAUAGUUCAAACUACAGAAACAACAUGUAAUUUGAGGUGAAUGUUGCAUACACCUAAGUCAAUGCUUUAUAUUACUGAGAUUCACAGACAAGGUUUCUCUAAAUGGAUAGUUGGACAAUGGAAGGCUUUAACUUAUAUGUGAUUUUUGAACAAGACAAAAAACAGCUUAUGAAAUGGAUUUGACAAGAUUUCCUGUAUUGCUGAUUGAACCUGUUCAAGUGUUGAGCUCUCAAGGAAUUUCAGUUCAAAGCAUCAGCAGUAAGCUUUAUGAUUUAUUUAUUCAGCUUCAGUUUUCUUUCUAUCUUUUACAUUUUUGGUUUCUAUUCGGUUGAGUGGUGCAAGUACCGCAUGUAUCCAAGGCAUUAGCAGCAUUGGCUUCCAUAUCAAGGAGGCUUAAUUUCUUUUCAACUGGCCUGUGUUCCAUACCUUUGCUGAAUAUGGUCCUAACCAGAACUAAAAGAAAAUCUGACAUCUGAUCUGACUAGUCGAAACAAUUAAACUAGCAAUAUCUAAUAUUUUAUUACCUAAUAUCAUAGAAUACUAAUGUUACUGAGAUGAACAUUUCUGAAUAAGUAAUGAUCUUCAAAUGUGGUUGAAA
Jatropha curcas is the source of this 2772-nucleotide messenger RNA. RefSeq names its product putative pentatricopeptide repeat-containing protein At5g37570. Gene Ontology annotation, biological process: RNA modification. The record is from RefSeq and is a predicted model, not a curated record. NCBI's taxonomy places the organism in Eukaryota, Viridiplantae, Streptophyta, Magnoliopsida, Malpighiales, Euphorbiaceae. Gene Ontology annotation, molecular function: RNA binding; protein binding.